Lontra canadensis (Northern American river otter) is the source of this 3032-nucleotide messenger RNA. It is a transcript of the gene CPSF2, whose product is annotated as cleavage and polyadenylation specific factor 2. The coding region runs from base 250 to 2598 and encodes 782 amino acids. Gene Ontology annotation, molecular function: RNA binding. Gene Ontology annotation, cellular component: mRNA cleavage and polyadenylation specificity factor complex. The record is from RefSeq and is a predicted model, not a curated record. The transcript has 16 exons. Lineage: Eukaryota; Metazoa; Chordata; Mammalia; Carnivora; Mustelidae. Gene Ontology annotation, biological process: mRNA 3'-end processing by stem-loop binding and cleavage.
GGCUCGCCUCCCCUUUCAAAAUGGCGGCCGCCAUUAGGGGGCUUCUGCUGGCUGGUCUUCACGGGUGGUGUUGAGCGAGUAUCAGCUUGUCUCGCUCUUGAACCUGGAUUCGACUAGGGGUUGGGAAGGGCAGUGGACGGCGUUGGGGGAGGACUGACGAGAUUUACAAAGAACUCUUCCCUUGAAUUCAUGGUGUCUCACCCUAUGUACAACUGAGAUAUCAACUUUUUGGAUUGUUAUUGGACCAAAAUGACAUCUAUUAUCAAAUUAACUACCCUCUCUGGGGUUCAAGAAGAGUCUGCUCUUUGCUAUCUUCUGCAAGUUGAUGAGUUUAGAUUUCUGUUGGACUGUGGCUGGGAUGAGCACUUUUCUAUGGAUAUUAUAGAUUCCCUGAGGAAGCAUGUUCACCAAAUUGAUGCAGUACUUUUGUCCCACCCUGAUCCUCUUCAUCUCGGUGCCCUCCCCUAUGCAGUCGGGAAGCUGGGUCUGAACUGUGCCAUCUAUGCGACCAUUCCUGUUUAUAAAAUGGGACAGAUGUUCAUGUAUGAUCUUUACCAGUCUCGACACAAUACGGAAGACUUUACCCUCUUUACGUUAGAUGAUGUGGAUGCAGCCUUUGAUAAAAUACAGCAGUUAAAAUUCUCUCAGAUUGUGAAUUUGAAAGGUAAAGGACAUGGCUUGUCUAUCACACCUCUGCCAGCUGGUCAUAUGAUAGGUGGAACAAUAUGGAAAAUAGUCAAAGAUGGAGAAGAAGAAAUUGUCUACGCAGUUGACUUUAACCACAAGAGGGAGAUUCAUUUAAAUGGAUGUUCCUUGGAAAUGCUAAGCAGACCCUCCCUGCUUAUCACAGAUUCCUUUAACGCCACAUAUGUGCAGCCUAGGAGAAAACAGAGAGAUGAGCAACUUCUGACAAAUGUCCUGGAAACACUUCGAGGUGAUGGGAAUGUAUUAAUAGCAGUGGACACUGCAGGCAGAGUUUUGGAACUUGCUCAACUCCUUGAUCAAAUCUGGAGAACUAAAGAUGCAGGCCUGGGUGUCUACUCGCUGGCACUCCUAAAUAAUGUCAGCUAUAAUGUGGUGGAGUUUUCCAAGUCCCAGGUAGAAUGGAUGAGUGACAAAUUGAUGAGAUGUUUUGAAGACAAAAGAAAUAAUCCAUUUCAGUUUCGCCAUCUCUCUUUAUGUCACGGUCUUUCUGACUUGGCUCGGGUACCUAGCCCCAAAGUGGUACUCGCCAGCCAGCCUGACCUGGAAUGCGGAUUUUCAAGGGAUCUCUUCAUUCAGUGGUGUCAGGACCCUAAAAACUCAAUCAUUCUAACUUACAGAACUACUCCUGGGACUUUAGCCCGUUUCUUAAUUGAUAAUCCUUCCGAAAAAAUUACAGAAAUAGAGUUGAGGAAACGUGUGAAGCUUGAAGGGAAGGAACUAGAAGAAUACUUAGAAAAAGAGAAACUAAAGAAAGAAGCGGCGAAAAAACUAGAGCAGUCAAAAGAGGCAGACAUAGAUUCCAGUGAUGAGAGUGAUGUUGAGGAAGACAUUGAUCAGCCAUCGGCUCACAAGACUAAACAUGACCUGAUGAUGAAAGGUGAAGGUAGUCGUAAAGGAAGUUUCUUCAAACAAGCUAAAAAGUCUUACCCUAUGUUUCCUGCCCCGGAAGAAAGAAUUAAAUGGGAUGAAUAUGGAGAAAUUAUCAAACCAGAGGAUUUCUUAGUGCCAGAACUUCAAGCAACUGAAGAAGAGAAAAGCAAAUUAGAAUCUGGCUUGACAAACGGAGAUGAACCCAUGGAUCAGGAUUUAUCUGAUGUUCCUACCAAGUGUAUUUCUACGACAGAGUCUAUCGAAAUAAAAGCCAGGGUUACUUAUAUAGACUAUGAAGGACGCUCUGAUGGAGAUUCCAUUAAAAAGAUUAUUAAUCAGAUGAAACCACGACAGCUGAUCAUUGUCCACGGACCACCAGAGGCUAGUCAGGAUCUCGCAGAGUGCUGUCGUGCAUUCGGUGGGAAAGAUAUUAAAGUGUACAUGCCAAAGCUACACGAAACAGUUGAUGCCACUAGUGAAACUCACAUCUACCAGGUGAGAUUGAAAGAUUCACUUGUCAGCUCCCUUCAGUUUUGCAAGGCAAAAGAUGCCGAAUUAGCUUGGAUAGAUGGUGUCUUGGAUAUGAGAGUUUCCAAAGUGGACACAGGAGUUAUUUUAGAAGAAGGAGAACUGAAGGAUGAUGGAGAGGACUCAGAAAUGCAAGUGGACGCUCCUUCGGAUUCCAGCGUUAUAGCACAACAGAAGGCCAUGAAGAGUCUUUUCGGGGAUGAUGAGAAAGAGACAGGUGAAGAGAGCGAGAUCAUUCCAACCUUGGAACCCUUACCCCCCCACGAGGUUCCUGGACAUCAGUCAGUUUUUAUGAACGAACCAAGACUGUCAGACUUCAAGCAAGUUCUUUUACGGGAGGGGAUUCAAGCUGAAUUUGUAGGAGGUGUACUUGUUUGCAACAACCAAGUAGCAGUCCGUAGAACGGAAACUGGACGCAUUGGAUUAGAAGGCUGCCUUUGUCAAGAUUUUUAUAGGAUAAGAGACCUUUUAUAUGAACAGUAUGCCAUUGUGUAAAGGACAUGAUGUCAAGAAGUAUCUGUUUGACCUUUCUAAGAAAAAGCAUUCUUAUACUAAGCUUUUCCUUUUUUGUUUUGUAACAUACAAAAAGAAUUGCCAGCAAAAUUUAACAUGCAUUAGUUUUUUUUAAAAAAGUGUAAAUAUAGUCCAUUUUGCUAAUGUUUAAGUGAGCAUUCUACCUUUUGGCUUUCAGAGUGAUAGAGAUCCUAACAAGUAUGCAGGCCAGAGAAUUGAGGGUGAUUGGUUUCCUCUACAUACCCCCUAUUCUAGAAGGGCUUUUUACUUGAAUAAAACAAUGCAACUUAGCAAACCAGCUCAUGGCCUUAGAGAAACAUGUUUGCAUGUUGUGAGUUCUUGCAAACGGUUUCUUACAUUUUGUGGAAUGAAAAGUGAGAAUUAUUUAGAAAAGAUGUGCUAUAUAAAAAGAAAAA